Melanaphis sacchari is the source of this 1392-nucleotide messenger RNA. Its product is annotated as GILT-like protein 1. Gene Ontology annotation, molecular function: oxidoreductase activity, acting on a sulfur group of donors, disulfide as acceptor. The record is from RefSeq and is a predicted model, not a curated record. The transcript has 5 exons. NCBI's taxonomy places the organism in Eukaryota, Metazoa, Arthropoda, Insecta, Hemiptera, Aphididae. The coding region runs from base 260 to 1156 and encodes 298 amino acids.
AAAAGCACCACCGACCGGCACUGUAUGAUAUGCUCGUAGCCGGCUUUCACAUUUUGCAGACAGACGCCGGUUAUCGAAGCACGCACUAACGCAGCACUACACCUAAGAUCGUCGUUAUUUUUCGUCGUCGUUUGUUUUACCUUCAAGUGGAGUUCCUCUUCUCAGCGGACAUUAUAUAUCAACCUACUGUUUGGUAAAUCAAUUCUGGUUCGUUAAUUUUAAACUGCACAGGGCGUUUUGCGUUAUUGACUGGAAGAAAAUGGAAAACCGGGCGAGGAGAAUGUUCGUUCUGCUGACGAUUGUAUAUGCUUUUGCGUUGCACUCCACUUUGGCAGACGACACGAAAGCCACUACUACCAGCCCCCCUGUAACCGCCAGCCCAUCUGGAUCCUCUGCACCCACUGACUCGACAUCAUCGGCCCAGAAGGAACACAACGUCAAUACCGAACCGCAAGUUUCGGCGACGACGACGACGACGUCGAUAAAUAAUAAUUCUUUGACAAAAUUCAUAAACAUUGAAGUAUACUAUGAAGCGUUAUGCAAUGAUAGCGUUAACUUUGUCUCAGAUAAGUUACUACCUGUGUAUAAUAAACUAAACAAGUUUAUUAACGUGACAUUUAUUCCUUUUGCUCAAGGAAAUAUCACUGUUAAUCCUGACAAAACUGUUAAAUCUCUCAUUUGUAAACGUGAACAUGAGUGUGAAGCUGAUAAAGUACAUGCUUGUGCUAUUAAUAAAAUCAAAGACAACGAAAAGCUAGUCAAAUUUGUAAAUUGUUCUUUAACCGAAGGAUUUGUCAGUUCAAAUAAAAUUGUACCAAUCGAAACGUGUGGCAAAAAUAAUAGCCUUGAUGAAAGCAUCAUUACUGAAAUCAAAAACUGCUCCAAUAGCUUAGACGCAUGGGUCCAAUGGUUCCAAAAUUAUAGCACAUUGUCUUCUAAUGCUCAUGUGACAACUGUACCUAAAAUUUUAAUCAAUCAGAAGGAAAUUAAUGAUGAUAUCUUAACAUCAAAUAAUUUUAUGAAAGCCGUUUGUGAACUAUUGAAAGGUAAAGAUUUACCAGACGAUUGCAAGACUUUAGUCAGUGGAUCAGAUAAACUUGUUGUUGGAAUAUUACCAAUAAUAAUUGGCGCUUUUUAUAUCAUAAAAAUGAUCUAAGUCUUAAUGUGUAAGGAUUAAAAUAUUUUAAGUUUAUAUUUUUAAAUAAUUAUUCAUCUUAUAAUCUAUUAGUUCUAUAAGUAUCUUUUUUUAUUACUUAUUAUUACUCAUUUAUUAUACAUAGUUUUGCCACGCCCUUAUAUAUUUGUAAUUAAGAAUGUUAGUGUAUAUCCAUUUGUCUUUUAGACUUACAUAGUAGUACAUAGCAGAAAUAUUAGAAACACAUUAUGAUUUUU